Dermochelys coriacea (leatherback sea turtle) is the source of this 1912-nucleotide messenger RNA. It is a transcript of the gene TMEM237, whose product is annotated as transmembrane protein 237. Lineage: Eukaryota; Metazoa; Chordata; Testudines; Dermochelyidae. Gene Ontology annotation, biological process: cilium assembly. The transcript is spliced from 13 exons. Gene Ontology annotation, cellular component: ciliary transition zone. The record is from RefSeq and is a predicted model, not a curated record. The coding region runs from base 100 to 1710 and encodes 536 amino acids.
CAGCGUGGGGCUGGGGGCCUGGGCUCUACGCCCGCUGCUCUUGGCCUUGAAGGAGAGCGGAGCCCGCAACCUGCCCCGCCUAGCCCAGAGGCAGGAGGGAUGAGCCAAAAGCGGCCCCGCCCCGAGCUGGAGGGGGGGGGGCUCCAGCGGCUACACCAGGCCCCCCCCCCCCGAGCUCGCCAUCCUCUCCCCGGGGGCGGGGGGCCGGAGCCGCACGUGCGCUACAGCCCCCGCCUUAGGCAGAUGGAACCCGCCGCCGCCUCGCGCAGCGCGGGCUCCGGCCGGGGCGGGGGCGGGGCAGCCCCCACCUCGCUGUGCAGCCUGGGCCCGGGCAGAGCCGGGGGGGGCGUCGGCGUUAACCUCCAGGCCCGCAGCCUCCUGGCUGAGCCCCUGGUGGCCGCCCGGAAAUCGCUGCCCGGCAGCACCCUCCCCUUCCCCCGCGGCUCCAGCGUCUUGGCGACGGGCGCGGUGGGCUGUGGAGCCGGCCGCGAGCUCCAGGCAAGGCGCGGCAUGGAGACCCCGCAGCAGGGACCCCGCCAGUGCCCACCCCGUGCCCUUCCCCCAGUUCCAAGUGGAAGCCAAGAUGAAAUUCCACUUAGUCGUCCAAAAAGAAAGAAGCCCAAAGGAAAAAAUGCACUGGAGGGUAUCGUUCAUGCAGCUGUCCGUCGGCCAUCUGAGAGUAGCGAGCCUCUAACUCCUGAGGUUCAGGAUGCUCCACCUCAGAGGAAACGCAAGAAGAAGAGAGUGCCUCCCGAGUCUGAGACCUCUUUCACCCAGCAGAAUGUGCCCAACACAUCCUUUUUUCAUACUGGAAAUGGCAUGGAUCCCCAGCCCUCUGAAGAAACAGUGAUUCGUAAACAUCGGAAAAAAACAAAGAAGACUCAACCAGCAGAAAUGCAAUGCUCCAAUGAACUGGGAGUGGAGGAAGAGGACAUUAUUGAAGAUGAACAAACAAAAAGUCCAGAUCAGCAGCCUGUGUUUGCUGCUCCCACUGGUGCUAGCCAGCCUGUGAGCAAGGUGUUUGUUGAAAAAAAUCGGCGUUUCCAGGCAGCUGACCGCACAGAAUUGGUUAAAACCACAGAAAACAUUGAGGUAUUUAUGGAUGUAAAGGCUUCAUGGACCACCAGGGAUGUGGCACUCUCAGUGCACCGUGGUUUCAGGGUGAUUGGACUCUUUAUUCAUGGCUUCCUUGCUGGCUGUGCUGUGUGGAACGUUAUUGUAAUAUACAUUCUAGCAGGAAACAAGCUAUCCACUCUCUCAAACCUGCUAGAGCAGUACAAGGCCUUAGCAUAUCCUGCUCAGAGUUUCCUUUACUUGUUGUUGGCUAUCAGCACAGUUUCAGCCUUUGACAGGGUUGACUUGGCUAAAGCAUCAGUAGCAGUGCGAGGCUUCCUGACCCUGGAUCCAGCAGCUAUAGCCUCUUUCUUAUACUUUGUAGCUCUCAUCUUGUCUCUGAGCCAGCAGAUGACAAGUGACAGAAUCAACCUCUAUACACCGCCUUCGGAGAACGGGAGCCUCUGGACUGCAGGUGCAGAGGAACAGAUUCUUCAUCCAUGGAUUGUGGUGAAUCUGGUGGUCGCCCUUCUAGUUGGGCUGUCGUGGCUCUUCUUAUCUUACCGACCAGAGCUAGAUCACAGUGAAGAACUGAUGUUUCAUGCUGAAGUAGAAGAACUUCCUCAGCUGGAUAAAGGCCUCACUGUCCAGUCAUAGUGCAGAAAAUGCAUUUUCAUAUACUGUAGCUGAGACUGAGGACUUAGCACUUGUAUGUAUUGUACCUGUAUAUAAUGCUUUUGUACAAAACAAAAUUUGUAUUUUUGUACAUUGUUGUUGCUGAUGGAUCUUUUAUUUUAAUUAUGCUAUUUUAAAAUAUUUCAGAUUUUUGAAAAUAGAACUAUUAAAAAAAAAAGUUAUA